AUGAUAGUUUUAUUGAUCCCAUUGUUUGUCUGGCUAUUUGUUUCGAUAAUUGAUGUUUUCACAGUUGGCUGGCUCCCUUAUAUUUUAUCCAUUAGUUCAAUUGCUGUUGAUCUCCGAGUGAAUCUUGUCACCUGCUAUUUCUACUAUACACAUCCAGUUUUCAAGAAACAAGAAAUGGAACCAAAACAAGGGACACUUGCCAAAAUUAGCUCUGCUAGCAGAUAA
Messenger RNA from Caenorhabditis remanei, 225 nucleotides. RefSeq lists its product as uncharacterized. The record is from RefSeq and is a predicted model, not a curated record. The coding region runs from base 1 to 225 and encodes 74 amino acids. The transcript has 2 exons. Lineage: Eukaryota; Metazoa; Nematoda; Chromadorea; Rhabditida; Rhabditidae.